Molecule: messenger RNA, 1122 nt
Organism: Neocloeon triangulifer
Lineage: Eukaryota; Metazoa; Arthropoda; Insecta; Ephemeroptera; Baetidae
Exons: 6
Coding region: 1-930 (309 amino acids)
Source: RefSeq, a predicted model, not a curated record
AUGAUCACCGACUCGGCUGCAGUUGUUGUCAUCCCGCAGGUGUGCCUUGCUGCUGCCGGAGGCAUCCAGAACUUCCAUGAGCCUUCAAAGUACGACGAGGAGAUAAGCCAGCUGCCCUUGGCAGUCGGCCUGACUAUUCUCGUCGUUAACACGAAGGAACCGUCCAUCAAUGUUGAUUACCACGCAGGGAGCCGUGAGCUGGACCCCAAGCUGCAGGAGCUUUUGGAACAAGGCCUGCCGACAUGCAGCUGGGAUUUGAAGAAUAGAACAUUGAAUGAGCGUCUCCGGCAGCAGGGUCUUGAUUUGUUAGACCUGGGAAUAGAACGAGAAUCAUAUUUUGCUGAAAAGUUCUUCCACGAGCCGUCGAAGUAUGUGGAGGAAAUUAGCCAGCUUCCCUUCUGUGUCGCCCUCACGCUUGUCGUUCUGAACACGAAAGACCCCUCAAAGAACGUCGACUAUCUUGCUGGAUACGACAGUCUGAUCCAGACUGUUCGUUCGGUCCUGGCCGAAAAUCGCCUCGGGUCAGUCAGAAACGUCGACAUUGAGGACAAUAGGGGAGCGGUGAAACUCGGUUUCCUCGACGAGGUCCUGCAGCUGCACGUCCAGCGCGGCUACGCAACUCGUUUGGACCUGCCAGUCAAAUAUCUGCUUUUGGCCCUCAAUGGGAAAAAUCCGAGGGUCAACGAUCGCAGCCGUGAGCUGGACCCGAAGCUGCAGGCUCUUCUGGAACAGGGUCUGCCUCCGUGCAGCUGGGCAGAAAAGAAUAGGCUCCUGGAUGAGUGGCUGAAAGAACAUGGAGUCAUUGCCAUAGACCUGGCAAUUGAACGUCGCAACUUGAAGCGGCGUUGGGAGGAGGUGCAAGAAGCUGAGAACAAACUGUUGCUGGAAAGAAACGUUUUGAAGAAGACAGAGCCGAGCACGACAUCUUGAUCAAAAGGCAGCGACUGGACAUCGAGAAAUUGCAGAGAAGGCCUUCGUUUUUACCAACAUUUUUGGCCUACGUCUCCGGUUGAGUCUUCUGAAACCGCCACUGCCGAGUCUGAGGAUAGUUGCUGAGUGCUACACUGAACAGUGAGAGGCUACGGGUGCAGAUAUAUUGCUUUGGAAGGUCAGCGCAAAUAA